AGAAGGCUGUGCGGUCGAACGUCUUGGGCGGCCUUCCGAGGGGCUCUGUUAGUUUCAGCGCGGUGGUGGGGUUCCAGCCAGAUGUAGUGUACUGUCCUGGCGGGAGGGGCGGCCCAGUGUGGGGUCGUGCCUCCUGGAGUCGUCCCCAGGACGUGAGUCCUGGAGGAGGCAAGGGUGAGUAGGAGGGGUCCUGGCUCCGGAGGCUCCGUUCAAUCUGCACUGCCUUGGCCCCUGCCUCAGACUCAGGGCCCACCUGACCUGGGCUGUGGCCGGAGCCUCCAUCGCUGACCGCCUCGCCUGCUGCCUCUUCUUUCUGCGCUAAUUACUGCGUUAAAAAGUCGGAGCCACCUCUCAGGGCCUCAGCUAUUUAGUAAAUGACUUAUCCCUAAUUGUCUCUGUGGGCUCGUGUAAGGAGUAGAUCCGGGUAGGAUGGGAAAGCACGUUGUAAACUGAAGAAGCUCAAGUGUGAGAGUAAUUGCUGAUAAUGCAUGGAUCACUCCCCACAAGGUAUGACAUUCAUUAGCCAAGCAGGCAAUUGAGGAUCUUAAUCUGGUCCCAGUUAGCUCUCGAGCCUCAUCUACAAAUACCAGCCAGGUCCAGAUUUCCCAAAUGGUUGCUCCAGUUGUUGAGAAGACUAUGAACAAAUCAGAGAACUUGUUCUUUACUGGUUCCUCAUUAACAUCUCAAGUUCAUGCUGCUGCUAUUAAUGGAGAUAAGGGAGCUCUUCACAGGCUCAUUGUAGGAAACUCUGCCCUUAAAGACAAAGAAGAUCAAUUUGGGAGAACACCACUUAUGUAUUGUGUGUUGGCUGACAGACUGGAUUGUGCAGAUGCUCUCUUGAAGGCAGGAGCAGAUGUCAAUAAAACUGACCAUAGCCGGAGAACAGCCCUCCAUCUUGCAGCUCAAAAGGGAAAUUAUCGUUUCAUGAAACUCUUGCUAACACGUAGAGCAAAUUGGAUGCAAAAAGAUCUAGAAGAGAUGACUCCUUUGCACUUGACCACUCGGCACAAGAGCCCUAAGUGUUUGGCGCUUCUGCUGAAGUUUAUGGCACCAGGAGAAGUGGAUACACAGGAUAAAAACAAGCAAACAGCUCUGCACUGGAGUGCCUACUACAAUAACCCCGAGCAUGUGAAGCUGCUUAUCAAGCAUGAUUCCAACAUUGGGAUUCCUGAUGUCGAAGGCAAGAUCCCACUUCACUGGGCGGCCAACCACAAAGAUCCGAGUGCUGUUCACACAGCACGGUGUAUUCUGGAUGCUGCUCCAACAGAGUCUUUACUGAACUGGCAAGACUACGAGGGUCGGACACCCCUUCACUUUGCAGUCGCCGAUGGGAACGUGACGGUGGUUGAUGUCUUGACCUCAUAUGAAAGCUGUAAUAUAACAUCUUAUGAUAACUUAUUUCGAACCCCACUUCAUUGGGCAGCUUUACUAGGCCAUGCACAGAUUGUCCAUCUCCUUUUAGAAAGAAAUAAAUCUGGAACCAUCCCUUCUGAUAGCCAAGGAGCAACACCCUUGCACUAUGCAGCUCAGAGUAACUUUGCUGAAACAGUUAAAGUCUUUUUAAAACAUCCUUCAGUGAAAGAUGAUUCAGACCUCGAAGGAAGAACAUCCUUUAUGUGGGCUGCUGGGAAAGGCAGUGAUGAUGUCCUUAGGACUAUGCUGAGUUUAAAAUCUGAUAUUGAUAUUAACAUGGCAGACAAAUAUGGAGGUACAGCUUUACACGCUGCUGCCCUUUCUGGCCAUGUCAGCACCGUGAAGUUAUUAUUGGAAAAUAAUGCUCAAGUAGACGCUACUGAUGUCAUGAAACAUACUCCCCUUUUCCGAGCCUGUGAGAUGGGACACAAGGAUGUGAUUCAGACGCUUAUUAAAGGUGGAGCAAGGGUAGAUCUAGUUGACCAAGAUGGACAUUCUCUUCUACAUUGGGCAGCGCUGGGAGGAAAUGCUGAUGUUUGCCAGAUAUUGAUAGAAAACAAGAUCAAUCCAAAUGUGCAAGAUUAUGCAGGAAGGACCCCUUUGCAGUGUGCUGCAUAUGGGGGAUACAUCAACUGCAUGGCAGUACUCAUGGAAAAUAAUGCAGACCCUAACAUUCAAGACAAAGAGGGAAGAACAGCUUUGCACUGGUCCUGUAACAAUGGAUACCUUGAUGCCAUUAAAUUACUACUAGACUUUGCUGCUUUUCCUAAUCAAAUGGAAAACAAUGAAGAGAGGUACACUCCCCUUGAUUAUGCUUUGCUCGGUGAGCGCCACGAAGUGAUCCAGUUCAUGCUGGAGCGUGGUGCCCUGUCCAUCGCAGCUAUACAAGACAUUGCCGCCUUCAAAAUCCAAGCUGUCUACAAAGGGUACAAGGUCAGGAAAGCUUUCCGAGACCGGAAAAAUCUCCUCAUGAAGCAUGAACAGUUGAGAAAAGAUGCUGCUGCCAAGAAGCGAGAGGAAGAAAACAAGCGGAGAGAAGCAGAGCAGCAGAAGGGAAGGCUGAGCCCAGAUCCCUGCAGGCCCCAAGCCCCUCCCAGCACCCACGCUGAGCCCCACAGGCAGAGCUGGGGCCCCAGCAAACAGCCUCCUGCCAGCAACACAGCCCAGGGCCCUGAGCAGAGAGCCUGCAGAGGGUCUCCUGGCAGAAGGUCUCCAAGCAGAGCCCUCCAGAAAGAGCAGCCUCUUUCCCCAGACUUGCAGAGAACAGAACCCAGAAAGCCAAAUGAAACAUCUAGAGAACAUUCUAAAGGCCGAUCUUCCUGUGUCCACUUUAGCCCCAGUGAAGGCAGUGAUGGCGCCAGGUAUCCAGGAGUCUCCUCUGUUGACAAAUCCAGAGGUGAGACAGUUGGCGAGCAGCAUUGUGACAAGGGGAAAGGCUUCUUGAAGCAGCCCUCCUGUAUCAGGGUGGCUAGGCCAGAUGAAAAUGGAGACGACCCCAGUUGGGCAGCUGCAAGCCUUCAGCAGCAGGAUGGCCACCGGAAGCCGAGCAGGCGGCACGACACAGCACCUAAAGCCAAAUGUGCCUCCCAGAAAAGGCGCAUUCAAGAGCUCAGAGGAGGAAGGUGCUCCCCAGCUGGUUCUAGCCGGCCUGGCAGUGCCAAGGGGGAGGUGGUCCAUGCUGGGCAGAAUCCUCUUCACCAUCGGACACCAAGAAACAAGGUGACACAGGACAAGCUUGAAGGAGAGAUGCACUCAGAUUUGCCACAGAGCACAGAGGUGUUGAGGUCGGGAGUCAGGAAGUUGGGGAUAUCCACCUUGUCUGAGGAUGCUCAGGUACCUAAGGAGACUGAUCCAGCUCCUGGUCCUCACUCUGUACAGAGUGUGAAUAUUGACCUUCUCCCUGUAGAGCUGCGGCUGCAGAUAAUCCAGAAAGAAAGAAGCAGGAAAGAGCUGUUUCGCACAAAGAACAAGGCAGCAGCGGUCAUCCAGCGGGCCUGGAGAAGCUACCAGCUCAGGAAGCACCUGUCCCAUCUUCUGCAUAUGAAGCAGCGUGGAGCCAGAGAUAAAGACAGAUGGAACCGAGAGUGUAUAACAUUGCUCCUCCAGGUUUGGAGGAAGGAACUGGAACUGAAAUCCCCAAAGACCACCACAGUAAGCAGGAUCACCAAGAAUCCAUCCAAGAGCAGCUCAGGCACAAAGUCCAACAGGCACUCAGUGCUCAAGCAAAUCUACGGUUGUUCUCAAGAAGGGAAAGUACAUCAUCCCACAAGAUCUUCGAAAGCCCAUUCUGUGCUGCGUCUCAACUCAGUGAGCAAUUUGCAGUGUAUACACCUCCUUGAGAACAGUGGACGAUCAAAGAAUUUUUCUUAUAACCUGCAAUCAGCUACUCAAUCGAAAAGAAAAACAAAGCUUCGACCACCAACAGAGGAAGACUGUCAGGGGGAACUGCAAUAGCUAGUGCAGAGUUCCUAUUCCCUGCCGAUUAUCUUUUACAUCUUGGGAACACUAAUAUCCAUGCCUGAUGCCUUAUUAAGCCUGAAAAUGUAACAAGUGAAAAAAAUGUCAGAAUGUUUUCUUUCUGAUCCUACAUAGCACUGUUUGGUAAAUUAUCAUAACCUGCCUUCACCUCGGUCAGUAUGGCUGGAAAGGAGAAUUUAUAAUUAACAGUAAAGUCGAAGUAAAACUAAGAAUACGAGUGCUAAAAGAGCUGCUGGGUUGAGAUUUCUGCCAGCCAGAUGGUGUAGGCCUGGUCUUUCGGCUCCCAUGAAGAAGCUAAAUGAGAUGGGGAGGAACCUGUCCUACAGCAGCCACCUUCAUUUCACUACUUUUCUGGAAUCUAAUGCAACAAAAUUCAUUAUAGACACCACAUCCUAUUACUUCAACAUUAGCAGUUUUAAGUUGUAGACCAGAAUCAGGACCCAGAAUUUGCUUUUAGUAAUUAUCUGUUAAAACCAUAAGAGGUGCUCUGUUUAUCUGUUGACUCCUUACAUUUUACAGUUCGUGUUGGCCUCAAAGCCACAGGUUGCUGCCACGUACUCUCUGAACAGCAUUACUGGUAUCACGGCACCAAGCAAGCAGCCAGGCAGGUGUACAAACCAGACCAUCUAUGUACAAGGUAGCAGUUCAGCCCUUAACAUUCCACUUGUAUUUUCCACCUGACUGCAGGGGUGAGCAAUCUUAUCAAAAUGCCAUUCCUACUGACAGGAAAUGGCUAACUACACACAUUCUAGCUCUGUAAGAACACCUGUUUUAAAUGAAAUGUAGUAACUGGGGCCUAUUCACAUUUUUAAGGCAAAGCUAAUGCAGGAAUGUAGGCAGGAAGCAUAAACAAACAGUAACACAGGCUCAAGGAUAUUUCUAAGACCGCUUCCAUUUUAAGAUUACUGCCAUUACUUGUCCUGACAGGAAGGAAUAGGGUUAAUUACCAUGAUUUUUAGUUUGUUAAUUAAAUUUCAUAAUUAUGAAAAUAUAGAAAUAAAUAUAAUAUUUAAGAACUAUAA
Molecule: messenger RNA, 4913 nt
Organism: Pteropus alecto (black flying fox)
Lineage: Eukaryota; Metazoa; Chordata; Mammalia; Chiroptera; Pteropodidae
Gene: INVS
Product: inversin
Exons: 17
Coding region: 610-3867 (1085 amino acids)
Biological process (GO): protein localization to ciliary inversin compartment
Cellular component (GO): ciliary inversin compartment
Molecular function (GO): protein binding
Source: RefSeq, a predicted model, not a curated record